UAACGCUUGAGCCGGAAGUCGCUUUCUCCUGGGGUUGCCGGUGCUGUUGCCUGUGUGUAGAGCUGCCGGUGCCGUCGCAGCCAUGCCUAUGAAGGGCAGGUUCCCUAUUCGGAGGACGCUGCAGUACCUGAGCCAGGGCGACGUCGUCUUCAAGAACUGCGUGAAGGUGAUGACGGUGAACUACAACACGCGCGGAGAGCUCAGCGAGGGCGCCAGAAAAUUUGUGUUUUUCAACAUACCUCAGAUUCAGUACAAAAAUCCUUGGCUGCAGAUUGUGAUGUUUAAAAAUAUGACUCCCUCACCAUUCUUAAGAUUCUACUUGGAUACUGGAGAGCAAGUCCUUGUUGAUGUGGAAGAGAAGACUAACAAAGAGAUAGUAGAACACAUUAAGAAAAUUCUUGGUAAAAGCGAGGAAACAAUCCGGGUAGAAGAGGAGGAAAAGAGGCGAUGGCAUCCUGCAACAUUUGGUCCCAAAAAAUACCACUUGCGGGAAUGCAUGUGUGAAAUUGAUGGCCAGGUUCCCUGUCCUGGUAAGGUGCCACUACCAAAAGAGAUGACUGGCAAAUAUAAGGCUGCCAUGAAAGACGUUUCCUAACCCGCCUUUACACCAAGCUUCUCCACAGCAGGAAUUAAAGAUUGCAGAGUAAUAUGAAGCUAACUGAUUAGAGACGUGAUGAGAAUACGGUAUUGCAUGAGACUUAUGGAAAGAAAGUAGAUGGGCUUAAUUCUUUCACUGCUGUAUGCUGAAUGGUAAAUAUUUUAUAAAUGCUUUUUUAAAAAAAAACAAAAAACAAAUUUUGGGUCACAUUAUUAUGCCAACUGUAGUUCUCUAUCUGUGGAGGGAGGGCACAGAUUUCCGUUUCACGGGAAAACGGGGCUUGGAUUAUGUCCAUGUUGUAUAAUGCAGUUCUAUAGGAACAGAGAAAAAGAUUUUAACAGGGAACGCUGAUUCCUUUUCCAAAAAUUGCUUUUAUUUGAAGAACGUACAUUUUAACUGCCUACAAA
Molecule: messenger RNA, 1005 nt
Organism: Candoia aspera
Lineage: Eukaryota; Metazoa; Chordata; Lepidosauria; Squamata; Candoiidae
Gene: MRPS25
Product: mitochondrial ribosomal protein S25
Exons: 4
Coding region: 83-595 (170 amino acids)
Cellular component (GO): mitochondrion
Molecular function (GO): structural constituent of ribosome
Source: RefSeq, a predicted model, not a curated record